GUUGUUGUCGCCAGGUCGGUAGGAAAUCAACAAACAAACGUAUGAUGGCACUUAACUUAUGAAGUAACUUAAUAUGUCGACGUUUGGGAACGCCAGUUACACGAAGCUGCGUGAGGAAUACGUGAGCAAACGCAAUGGGACAACCGUAUACGAAAAUAAUCUCGUAUUUGCAUCGGUUCCCAUUGGAACGCUGCUUUGUGCAUUGUUAAUCCCCUGGUUCUGCAAUGGUAGCAGAGUCAACACAACUAUCCAGACAAGCGUCAGAUUCGCGGUGGCAUUCUUCUGCCUGGUGCUGCCACCUCUCCUGUGCUGCACGAUGUUUGCCGACCACCUGGAAGGAGCGCUGACGUCGUUUGUGUGUGCGUGCGUCGGCCUGCUCGUGUUUGGGGACGCCGUGGUGAGUCGCAGAACGGAGAGGCGUGACCGGGGAGACGGCCGGAAGGAGCGAGCGAAGUCGGAAGUGACGCCGCGAUGGAAACACAUGAUGCUCUUGGACAUGAAGGGAAGGCGAGCCUACAUCUGUUGGUCCAGAGCUGCCGUCAACCUUGGCAGUGCCAUUGCCAUUCUGGCAUAUGACUUUGCCAUUUUCCCAGGGCGUUUUGGCAAGACCGAGGUGUAUGGUACAGGACUGAUGGACCACGGUGUUGGUGGUUUCAUCAUCAGCCACGCAAUCGUGUGCUCAGAGGCGACUGAAGUAGCAAGGCCAGCUAAGAGGGGCAGCCCAUGUGCUUCUUUAGUGAAAGCAGCAAAGUCUAGCAUUCCGUUACUGAUGCUGGGGCUUGCCCGACUAAUAGCCAUAAAGACCAUCGGCUACCACGAGCACGUCACCGAGUAUGGAGUGCACUGGAAUUUUUUUCUCACGCUUUCGGUUGUCAAGAUUGCAUGUGCAGGAAUAUUCCUCAUACUACCCCCUAAAAUGAGUGGGAUUUUCGCAUUGGUUCUUAGUGUAUUAUAUCAGUACUUGCUGAUAAAUUGUGGCCUAGCGGAUUUCUUAAAGUAUGGAAGUGAUGGGACAGAUAGCAGAGAAACCCUGAUUGAUGCAAACAGGGAGGGACUGGUCUCGUGCAUUGGCUACAUCGCACUGUACUUUGCCGGCGUACAGUUGGGUAGGAUCCUUAUGAAACCCAGACAGUACCUGCGAGACUUUGUCGUGCUGCUGAUUCAGCUGAACAUCGUCACUGCCGUGCUGUACGUCUGCAUGCAGGUGCUGAGCGGGGAGGUCGAGGCGGUGUCGAGAAAGAUGGCCAACCUCGCGUUCGUCGUGUGGACCUUAUUUGUCUGCUGCCUAAUGCUAGUGGAGUUCCUUAUCGUGGAACUCACAAUCAUAUGUGCUACGUCAUAUGGGCAGCUACCAUACAGUGGCACAGAUUAUACGCAGCCAAUCAGGGAACCCUGUUUGCUCAGUGCUAUCAACAGAAAUGGCCUUCUCUUCUUCCUGUUGGCUAACAUACUCACCGGACUUGUGAAUAUGUCCAUGGAUACAUUGGCAGCUUCUUCUGGGGUGGCAUACCUCGUGCUAAUUACGUACAUGCUCGUUAUAUGUCUUGUUGUUUGGAUUUUUCACAUAAAAAAUAUUACGACAAAGGUUUGGUAGUAACAAAUUAACAUAUGAUAUAUUUUUGCUUAUAAUAAUUACUAUUAAUUGUUAAUAUUAUUAAAUAAAUUGUGUAUGUACAUAACCAUAUG
Messenger RNA from Priapulus caudatus, 1686 nucleotides. RefSeq names its product phosphatidylinositol-glycan biosynthesis class W protein-like. Gene Ontology annotation, cellular component: endoplasmic reticulum; membrane. The record is from RefSeq and is a predicted model, not a curated record. Gene Ontology annotation, molecular function: glucosaminyl-phosphatidylinositol O-acyltransferase activity. The transcript has 10 exons. The coding region runs from base 74 to 1594 and encodes 506 amino acids. Gene Ontology annotation, biological process: GPI anchor biosynthetic process; protein localization to plasma membrane. Lineage: Eukaryota; Metazoa; Priapulida; Priapulimorpha; Priapulimorphida; Priapulidae.